UGCUGUGAAGAGCGUGGAACACUCUGAGGCCAUCUUCAAAAACAUUCAAGAAAUGAUAAAAACCUCUAUAUUUCUGAAACAGCAGCUGAAGUAUGGUGAGAUAAAGAACAAAUCAAAAAAAGAAUCAACUAGUAGUUCAGUUUAUAAACGAUUUUCCGCACAUUUGACGUUGGAUUUGCCAGAACUACCUGAUUUUAGUGGUGUUAUGCGUGAAACAAGCCAGCGUGUUGAGACUAUGAUGACUUCGACAAGGGACAGCCAUCCUACGCAAAGUACUACUGGUGAAUUGCAGAGAUCACAUACAACACUCCACUAGAAGGGGAUCUUCAAGUACCUUAUUGCCAAUAUGCACAACUCUAUUGCAUCACUAGAAAAGAAUUGCUCAGAGCUCAAAUAUGAAUUUGAGUCAACCAAAGAGAAGAAUAACACACAAAUAGCGGACAUUAAUAACUCAAAACCUCCCUAUAGUUAUGUCGCACUCAUCGCCAUGGCUAUUCAGAAUUCACCCCUUAAACGUGCUACACUUAACGAAAUUUACAGUUACAUUACAACGCGUUUCCCAUAUUUCGAACAAAAUAAAAAAGGUUGGCAAAAUUCCAUACGACACAAUUUGAGUUUGAAUGAAUGCUUCAUCAAGGUGCCACGUGAGGGUACGGGCGAAAGGAAAGGCAAUUAUUGGUCUCUGGAUACGCAAUAUGAAAAUAUGUUCGAAAAUGGCAACUAUCGAAGGAGAAGAAGAAUGAAGCGGCCUUACCGUUCGGUGGGUCAUUUUCCGAAAUUGCUGACGGAUGCCUGCCCAUCGAAAUUGAUUUUCAAUCACACACCUUGUCAGACAUACUACAGAUACAACACAAAUACUCAAUGGAUACCCACACAGCCUUUGUCUACUUACUGCCCGCCAGCAGUUAGGAGUACCUUUCCGAAUAACUCAGCGACAAGUUUCUCACCGCCUUUAUUGGGUGCGAAUAACUACAACAGCAUAAUGAAUCCGGAAGGAAUUUCUACCGACAGUGUGAAGCUGCCAGAUUCAUGUCCAUAUCCAAUUUGGAAUACGAUUCCUGAUUUGAUGAUAAAAGAGGAGAUUACAACAGCAGGCCCUUGCGAUGCUACAUUGAUAGGUUGUCAGAAGCAGUAUGCUUUACAUUAAUGAAUAUGAUAAAAUUGUGCAUAAAAACAUAUCUACAUAGGUACAUAUUAUACAUACAAAUGUAUAUGUAUGUAU
Rhagoletis pomonella (apple maggot) is the source of this 1222-nucleotide messenger RNA. RefSeq names its product forkhead box protein I1-A-like. The record is from RefSeq and is a predicted model, not a curated record. Gene Ontology annotation, biological process: cell differentiation; anatomical structure morphogenesis; regulation of transcription by RNA polymerase II. Lineage: Eukaryota; Metazoa; Arthropoda; Insecta; Diptera; Tephritidae. Gene Ontology annotation, molecular function: DNA-binding transcription factor activity, RNA polymerase II-specific; RNA polymerase II cis-regulatory region sequence-specific DNA binding.